Molecule: messenger RNA, 1548 nt
Organism: Chelmon rostratus (copperband butterflyfish)
Lineage: Eukaryota; Metazoa; Chordata; Actinopteri; Chaetodontiformes; Chaetodontidae
Gene: nicn1
Product: nicolin 1
Exons: 7
Coding region: 120-776 (218 amino acids)
Cellular component (GO): nucleoplasm
Source: RefSeq, a predicted model, not a curated record
GGCUCGCUCUUCUUUUUUUCCUUUUACAAACUGUGUCUCCUCUCCGACGAACAAAUGUAUGUACUGGACAACCAAUACAGCGUCACUCUGUGGAGUUCUUCGACUCAGUUUCACCUAAGAUGAGUGAGAGCACUGAUGACAUCAAGCCUGUGAGCUGCACCAUCAAACCUCCGGUGUAUCUGCAGAUCGGAGACACCAAAACAGACCCGGCUCACUCCGGUGUUUGUGUUGUAGACGUCACCCUCCCCUUUGGAAAGCCUGUCAAUAUUGAGGAGGUCACCUUUAAGAACUACUACACGGCCAAUGUGACUGUGCGUCUGCUGAGGAGGAGCCCCGGGCAGGAGGCCCCCGCUAAGUGGUGCACUGCUCUGAGAGACCUGCCUCUGAUGGACAACCCCCACACUGAGGGAGGCUCCCAAGACUACUACUCCAUUCACAGGAAGCAGAUGCAGGUGGAGCCGGAUCACGUGGUGUCUGUGAGACUGAUCCUGAGACAGCCGUCCUCUGCCUGGCUAACCUUCAGCCUGGAAGACAUCAGAAUAUUCCCUCACAUGGAGCCGGACCCAGAGAAGGAGGUUUCUGAUUGGCUGUCUGACCUGACCCUGGUCGACCAACACCCUGACCUGGAGGGCCUCCCGGACCCCCAGACCGUAUCAUCCAGUAUCCAGCAGAUGUGGGCUCUGACUGAGGUGAUGCAGACCAACCAGACCACAGCCUCCAUCGGGCGAUUUGAUGUGGAUGGAUGCUACGAUAUCAACCUGCUCUCGCUGACGUAACGCGGCCAUGCUGUUCUCUGACGGAGCCCACUCCACGGAGGCCUCAGUAUGUGAGGGAGUGAUGAAACACCUGUAAAAGUUGAGAACAGUUACAGAGAAGAACAAAGGGAAAGUGUUUGUGUCGCCUUUUGUUUUGCAUCAACGUGGGCUAACGAUCAAACGACCAGAGUUUAAUUUCUUUCCAUGUGUUUUAAAAUGUUCUGGUCACAGCGCUGUUCAAACAUUGCUUCACACCUCAGCUUGGACUGCAGCAUGAAGUCUUCUUCAAAGGGCCGUAGAGGUCAAAGUUCAGAUUGUUGGGUUGGGGUCCGGUUUGGCUCAGAUUAGAGUUGAGAAAGCAUUUAGCCAGCGAGGAUCCUCAUAAGCUCGAAUGAAAAGUGACAGGAAGUCCUUUCUGAGAACUGUCUGUCUUCAUGUUGUCGUCUUCAGAUCGUUCUGUCUGCGGUGCAUGAUGAGCAGUUAUCAAACAGUAUUAACUCUGGGAUUCAUCGGGGAACGUAGAACAUGGACUCGACGUAGCUGGAAGGAACUCCCAGCGGUGCGUCUUAAAAUACAUCAGCCAGUGUUCUGACUUUACUUUAAGUGCUGAAGUGUCUCGUAGACUCUCCAGAGGUUCCCUCAACGACUGAAGGAAAGAGGACAGAGACGCUUUUCUUCCUCUCGUUCUACUUUGCAGAGAACGGCCUCGUAUUUGCUCACGUUGUAGACCAGGCAUGUCAAACUGAUUCCAUAAAGGGCCGUGUGGCUGCAGGUUUUCGUUCCAACCAAAGAG